Ornithodoros turicata is the source of this 1529-nucleotide messenger RNA. RefSeq names its product protein salivary glands marred-like (gene sigmar). The transcript has 4 exons. Lineage: Eukaryota; Metazoa; Arthropoda; Arachnida; Ixodida; Argasidae. The record is from RefSeq and is a predicted model, not a curated record. Gene Ontology annotation, cellular component: cytoplasm. Bases 313 to 882 code for a protein of 189 amino acids. Gene Ontology annotation, biological process: regulation of apoptotic process.
CGCAGGAGAAAGUACAAAACUGAGCUGAAGUUCAUUAAUACAUGUGCGAGUUUUCCUUGGACUCAGGAUGUGCGUUUGUUUUUGUUCCAAGGUUGCCGUUUCUAGCACACAUCUGGAAAAUUUUGCUCAAUGGCAAAAAACAAAACGUUUCGCUGGCUUCGUUGUUUCUGUUCGACGCUCGUGUUCAAGUGACGUGCUUUUCGCUUGAACGAACACCAAAUCGGGACAGGCACGAAUAUUGUUUUUAGUGAAUUUCGAGACGAGACGUCGGACAUUUUCGAAUAUCGGAACAACUAAUACAGGCUGCUGGCUAUGUCAUCGGUGACGGAAUUCAAGGCGAAAGACAUCGGGCUAAGAGCUCAGAAGAAAUUGCUCAGCCAUGUAAGUAACAAGAGCGUUGCCAAAGUGUUCAUCGAUGAUACAGCAGGAAGCCUUCUCGACAACGUGUAUAGGCUGGUGAAAAAUAUAACUGGAAGCAAGAAAGAUGCUGAGAAGAUAACCAAAAACAUUAUCAAGGUGGUGGUGAAGGUUGGCAUACUCCACCGUAACAGCAAAUUCAGCGCGGAGGAACUGGACAUAGCCCAACAGUUCAAGAGAAAGUUCCACUCUGUGGCAAUGUCCAUCGUCAGCUUCUACGAAGUGGAAUUCUCGUACGACCAGCAGUUCCUCGCGGGAAACCUGCGCGACUGCAACAGUCUUCUGCGCAACUUGGUUCGAGCUCACCUGACCGAAAAGUCCCUCGGCAGGAUUGACCACGUGUUCGGCUUCUUCACGCGGCCGGACGUCCUCGACGCCACCUUCAGGCGCGACGGUGAGCAUCGCGAAGUGCUCGGUAAGAUAGUUGCCGACUUGCACAAGUCUCUCGAGGAAGGAAACCUUUGAUCGAAGAGGCAUGCUGACAGGGAACUCUUGGAAACGCCACUUUGAGACGCUGCUUUUUUUCUUCAAUUUAAUUUCUCCUUUUUUGCUGCUGGAGCACUACAUGAGCGCGAAAUAGCUUGACAGCUGGUUUUGUGCACCUGUCAGCUUUAACAUAAUGUGACUGUUGGAUUGGAGUAUGAAACUGAUAUCGUAUUUUUGAACAGAUUUAAACUGCAGUAUUGAUUGCGAGAUAUGGCAGGAUUCUUAUUUCCAGGGGGGGAGGGGAGUCAAACCCACCUCACCUGACAAGGGACCCAUUUCCAAGGUGCCUCUUUUUGGGGAAGUGAGAAAAUCCCCCCGAACGUGCCUUUUUAAAGGAUCAAUCCAACUGUGCGUGUGAUCCUUCGAGACACAUGUUUAUCAUAUUUUUAUACCAGUGCCAAGAUAACCGCUUCUUCUAAACUGGUUCUGCGUACUAGUCUCGAGCAAGCAACAUGGCUGUACAACAGCGGUUUCAGCACUGACUGUCUCAUUUCGGUAGCAACCAGUGCCCCGUGUGCCAGUAGACACACCACGGACGAUGGUGAAUGCUUGCCUGGGGGGCCACGAGGCUUGAAAGAAACGUUGCUCACAAUAAAAUCCCAUUUGCGGAAGCGCCACGUACUGCA